Messenger RNA from Trichomonas vaginalis G3, 1749 nucleotides. RefSeq names its product protein kinase protein. The record is from RefSeq and is a predicted model, not a curated record. Gene Ontology annotation, molecular function: chromatin binding. The transcript has a single exon. Bases 1 to 1749 code for a protein of 582 amino acids. NCBI's taxonomy places the organism in Eukaryota, Parabasalia, Trichomonadida, Trichomonadidae.
AUGUCACAAGUUCAAGUUGCUGCAAACGUUGUAAAAAAUGGAACAAGACCAUUACUUCCAUCAAGUGCUCCUCCAAAAAUUGCAAAGAUGAUCAAGUUUUGUUGGGACGCUGAUCCGCAAAGAAGGCCAACAAUGGAUUCAAUUGCAAAAGCAAUUGCAUCAGGAGGAGUUGUUUUCCCAGGAACGAACAUGUCUGAUGUCUUGUCUUAUCUCGGUCGAUUUUCGGAAGAUCCUAUCGUAGCUGAAAUUCAAAAAUUUAAAGAAUCUCAAAUCUCGAAAACAGGAAGUGUUUCAAAUCUUCCAAAGAUUUCACCUAGACAAGAUUCGAUAUCAAAUGCACAGCAUUCAUUGGUUAGAGGUCAACGAUCUCAGUCAAUCAGUCUGAUUCAAUCUCCAGUAAAGAGAAGGCAAUCUUACGAUCCACAAAAUGAAGCAAGUAUUUUGGCAUUAGUUGAAUCUCAAAAUGCUAAUCAAGCAUUGAUUCCAGGUUUCAUGAUCUUACUCAAAGGAAAAGAGUAUGCAAAUGCAGUUUUAGAAAUUGCAAGAAUGUGCGUUCAUGAUGAAUGGUGUGAAACAAUCAAGAACUCAGAAAUUCCUUUAAUGUUAUCUGAAAUACUCACCAGAACUGAUUCACUCUUAAUGGUUGAAAAGAUCUAUUCUAUUUUCUGUAGAUUUAUUUCUACAGGUUUUAAUGUACCUGCGAUUUAUCAUUCAAUUUUCUCUUCAUUCCAAAAAUUGGGAAGCACUUCAUUGACUGAUAUUUUGGUAUUAAUUCGUUCAGCACUAGAAAAUGGCAUCGAACCUCCAGCAUCAGGUGUUUUCAUGUAUAAAUUAGCAGCUUUUCUUCAAGCCAGUAACAUGAAUCUCAGAAAACAAGCUGCGAAAAUAUUUCUUGAAAUGAUUCAAAAAGCCUCAUAUAUUUUUCAUUUUGCUGUAGCAAUUGAUCCAGCAAUUAGCAAUAUGAUUCCAGGAGGAGAGAUUUUAACAGAAGUGCUUCAAAUAAUUAAGAUUUUAAUCGAAAAAGGAAGUUUGGAAAAGGAUUUCUUGAAUGCCAAUGGAUUAAAUGCAUUAUUACAAUUGAUUUUACCAAAUGAUGAAAUCAUUGAACAAAUUGGAAGAAAAGAUUUGGAAUUGGCGUUUUGCAUCUUAUUAUCUGUUUGUAAAAUGUCUAUUUCCGAUGAUCAACUUCUCCAAUUUGUAGAAUUCCUUCCCAAAUCUUUGACAAAACUUAAGUCAAUGGAUGAUCUCGCCGAAUUCGUUGCGAUCUCAUCAUUUGCAUUUACAAAGACAAAAUUAAGUUUGGUUAUUACUACAAAAUAUAUUGAUUUCAUCAAAUCUUUAUAUAAGGUUCCUGACGCAAAGAUUGUUUUAAUGUCUUUGAAGUUGACGUAUUUCUACCUGCAAAAUGAUGAAACAAAAAGCUAUUUCUUUGAUUCAGGAAGAGAGAUCUCCAUGCUGAUGAACACAGAUUGUGAUGCAGUUUCUGCAAUUGCUGCAUCUUGCAUGAUCUAUUUUUAUUCUUCUCUUUCAGGCAAGAAAUACUCAAAACCGUUAAACAGGGCCCUUAAAACUUUCCUUUCAGCCAAUCUCUCAGAAAAGAGUAAACUCAAAGUUUAUGCACUGAGAUUGUUUGGAACAAUUUCUCUGACAUACGAAGGUGCUGAUUUUCUGGAGAUUUUCAAUUAUCCAACUCAAGUCAAAGAAUUGAUAAAUUUCUUGCUUUUCAUGUCUUCAGUGCUUUUGUUGUAA